This is a messenger RNA of Pomacea canaliculata, 7937 nucleotides long. RefSeq lists its product as uncharacterized. The transcript has 41 exons. The coding region runs from base 81 to 7787 and encodes 2568 amino acids. NCBI's taxonomy places the organism in Eukaryota, Metazoa, Mollusca, Gastropoda, Architaenioglossa, Ampullariidae. The record is from RefSeq and is a predicted model, not a curated record. Gene Ontology annotation, molecular function: protein binding.
GGCAAAACUCCAGAAUCGUUGGAGGUCCCCAUAAAACUGUUGGCCGAUGAGACGUUGAAGCAGACGACCAGAGGUUAGACAUGUGCAGGAGGGCGCUGCUCUGGACUUGGGCGCUUGUGAGUGUCCUGAGGACUGAGGGGGCCGGCACCGCCACAGGGUGCGGCAAUUUGCCGGCGGACAUCGAAUUUCUGUUGGACUCCUCCGGCAGUGUGCAGGCGACUAAUUUUGCCAAAGUCAGAGCUUUUGUGGCCAAAUUCGCCAACGACUUUGAGAUCGGACCCAAUGGCGUGCAGAUCGGCGUGGCUGUCUUCGACACUCACGUGCACAAUGAGUUCUGGAUGAACCAGCACCUGGACAGGGCGUCCUUGCUGACGGCCAUCAACGCCAUCCGCUACCCCGCCGGCAGCACCCACACGGACGAGGCCCUGCAGUUCGCACGCCAGAACGCCUUCACUGCGGCUCAUGGGGAUCGUGACCGGGUGGCCAACAUCCUGAUCGUGGUGACUGACGGUCAGUCCAACAACAAGAGCGCCACCCUGGCGCAGGCGGCGGAGCUGCACAAGACCAACAUCAACGUCUUCGCCGUGGGCGUGGGCAGCACCGUGGACCAGGCCGAGCUCAACGCCAUCGCCUCCAAGAGCAGCAACGUCUUCACCGUCACCAACUUCGAUGCCCUCGACAGCAUCCAGGCACAGCUCAGGAAGACUGCCUGUGAAGUGGACGGCGGUUGGAGCCCGUGGGGCUCGUACAGCCCCUGCACGGUGUCGUGUGGUGGGGGCACACAGUACAGGGAGAGGACGUGCACCAACCCCGCCCCUGCCAAUGGCGGCCAAGACUGUCAAGGCAGCGCGCGAGAGACCAACACCUGCAACACCAGCCCCUGCGCCACAACGCCACGACCUACACCAGCGCCAGUCACCGCCACUGCCGUUCCAGGGUGCGGGCUGCAGCCAGCUGACAUUGUCUUCAUCGUGGACGCAUCUGGCUCUGUGGGCGACGACAACUUCAACAAGACCCUUUCCUUUGUUCACAACAUGGUCAACGGCUUCAACGUCGGUCCUAACGACUUCCAAAUCGGCAUGAUUACGUUCGACACAAAGCCCUACCUGCAGUUUCACCUGAACAGGUACACCAACAAGGCUGACGUCGAGAGCGCCAUAGACAGAACUCAGUACACCAAAGGAAACACCUACACUCACCUGGCGCUCAAGUACGUCACGGACACCAGCUUCACCGCUGCCAACGGCGCCAGGGCCAACGCCGCCAAGAUCGCCAUCGUCAUCACGGACGGCAAGUCGCAGGACCCCGCAGCAACGGCUCAAGAAGCGCAGCGGCUACGGGACAAGGGGGUCACCGUCUUCUCCAUCGGGGUCGGCACGGGACCCCGCGAGACGGAGCUGAAGGCCAUGGCCACAGACCCCGACAGCCAACACGUGUUCGUCGUCAGCAGCUUCGAUGCCCUCGACCUCAUCAAAGGAGCGCUACAACAGAAGGCGUGUGAAGUCAAGCCCACCCUGACAACGGCCACGCAGCCUCCACACAACGCAAGUUGUGGCGGCAAGGCCGACAUCGUGUUCCUGCUGGACAAGUCCGGCAGCGUGGGGCAGGCCAACUUCAACAAGAUGCUCGACUUCGUCAAGGACGUGGCCAACAACUUCCACAUCGGCCCCAACGACGUGCAGGUGGGCGUGGACACCUUCUCCACCUCCUUCACCUCCGAGUUCACCCUGGGGCAGCUCGCCACCGCGCAGCAGAUCAGCGCCGCCGUCAACGGCAUCCACUACACCGGGGGCACCACCAACACCGGCGCCGCCAUCUCCAGCAUGACGGCCCAGAGCUUCUCCGCGGCCGCCGGGCAGCGUGCAGGUGUGCCCAAGAUCGCCAUCGUCGUCACCGACGGCAAGUCCAACAGCCCCACCAGCACAACCGCUGCCGCCAAGGCCGCACGUGAUGCAGGUAUUCACAUGCUGGCUAUCGGCGUGGGGACAGCCGUGGACGACAACGAGCUCAACUCCAUCGCCUCGGACCCCGACAGCCAGAACGUGUACAAAGCGGCGACCUUUGACUCCCUCAAGUCCCUGCAGGGCCUGCUGGCCGCCAAGGCUUGCGAGCAGGUGCAACAGCCGCCUUCACAGAAAACUUGCGGCGCCCAGGCGGACAUGGUCUUCAUGCUGGACUCGUCUGGCAGUGUCGGCCCCUCCAACUUCAAGCUGCUCUUGUCCUUCGUCAACAGCAUGGUCAAGGACUUCGAUGUCGCCCAGGAUCGAAUCCGCAUUGGCGUGGAGGAGUUUUCCAGUCGCCCCUACACGGAGUUCCACCUCAACAAGUACAACACCAAGGCCGAGGUCCUUGCUGCUGUCAACAACAUUCCCUACCGCUCUGGUGGCACCAACACAGGGGAUGCCAUCAAGUACCUGAAGGACACCAUGUUUAACCAGGCUAACGGUGACCGCCCAGGGGUCCCCAACAUCGGGAUCAUCAUCACAGACGGCAACUCCAACCGCCCGGACGACACCAUGGCGCAGGCGCAGGCAGCACGAGCAGCCGGCAUCACGCUCUUCUCUGUGGGUGUGGGCUCCGGCAUCUCCCGCACCGAGCUCAACGCCAUCGCCACCGACCCCGACACCAACCACGUCUUCACCGUCGACGACUUCUCCAAACUGUCGGACAUCAAGGCCUUGUUCCAGGAGCAGGCCUGCAGCGUCAUUCCUGCGUCUCUUCCUCCUUUGACGUCUGCUCCAGCCAGCACCUCCAGCCCCGUGGUGGUGGACCCUUGUCACGACACGCUGCCCAACUGUGGACAGUACGACCUCACCGCCUGCACCCUGUACCCGCAGUGGGCCACCCAGAACUGUCAGCGCUACUGCGCCAUCUGUGCCACCUCGUUCCCCACGGUGCCUCCCCCCUGCGAGGACAAGCUGAGCAACUGUGCGUCGUAUGCGCUGGAGUCGUGCGGACUGUACCAGGCCUGGGCGCUGGACAACUGCCGCAAGUACUGCGGCUACUGCGUUUCUAACGUCGUGGGGACCAGCUACUUCAACAAAUGUUUCUACAACGGCAAGUCCUACAGCCAGGGGGCGCAGUGGUCCGAUGGCUGCGCUUACGACUGCGAGUGCGUGGACGCCAGUGUCGGCCUGUAUCGCUGUUACAACAAGUGUCCGAUGUACUACAGUCUACCACCCCAGUGUACACUGGUGCAGCAGAAGGGCCAGUGCUGUCUACAGCCCGUGUGUAACUUUGAUGCUCGCUACCAGACCACGUCAGGCCAGAACGUUGGCGACCUCAACGGAAACAAGGUGUGCGUGUACAGCGGCAACAGCUACUACCAGGGCCAGACGUGGUCAGUGGGCUGUGACUACGACUGUUUCUGUGAGGACGCUCGAGUGGGUCUGUGGUCCUGCCAGAGCAAGUGCGCCACCUACACCUCGCUUCCAUCCAUCUGCAAGCUGGUGAGGGCACCUGGCGAGUGCUGCGCCAAACCGGACUGUGAGUUCAGCACGCAGGUGGGCACCUUCACCGGCUCGGGGCACGCCAGUGGGAAUGAGUAUGGAUUGUCCAUGUCAGGUAAGACCAAGAAACGUGAACCUGAGCGGUCUGACACUCGCUUGCCUAAACUAUUUUUUCUUGUUGUCAGUAUGUCGUGUCGGCAAUGUCGGGCUAACGACGUGUGUGUGUACAAGGGCGUGGCCUACCAGCAGGGCGAGACGUGGGAUGACGGCUGUGACAAGCACUGUGUGUGUGAGAACGCGGCCUACGGCUACUACCGAUGUGACAGCAAGUGUCCAGACUACUACAACAUCCCGCCAGCCUGUUCACUGACAACUGUAGCCGGCCAGUGCUGUAAGGUCAUGCGCUGCUCUGUAGGGACAGUCGUGGGGUCGCAGACAGUGUCCAACACCAUUGGUGCCUACCCCAUUCCCUACAUGACCCCCAGCCCUGUCCUCGGCCUCCUGCCUGGCGGUACCUUAGCUCCCGGAAUGACCAUCCCUCCGUACCUGACACCAGCCCCUGGCCAGACUCUGGCCCCAGGCAUUGUUCCUGGUGCCACCUUGGCUCCCGGGAUCACCAUUCCAUGGAACCUCACCCCAGCCCCCGGAAUGACCUAUGCUCCUACCCCCUAUCAGACACCAGCCCCCUUGAUACCUGGUGAAACGCUGCCUCCAGGGCAAACUAUUCCCCAUAUAUCACCCCGGUACCCGGUCAAACCUUUGGUCCUGGCAUCGUGCCUGGCUUCACAUUGCCAGACGAUUCCUCCAUACGCCACCCCAGCUCCUGGCCAUACCUUCGGACCGGGUAUAUUACCUGGACAAACCCUCGCGCCUGGCAUGACGGUGCCCUUCUAUCUGACCCCCGCACCGGGUCAAACAUACGGCCCCAACACCUUGCCUCCUCCACUCACCCCCGCACCCCUCAUUCCUGGUCGGACCCUGUCGCCAGGACAGACCAUCCCUCCCUAUGUAACACCUGUUCCUGGCCAGACGUUUGCCCCCGGCAUCGCGCCAGGUCGCACCCUCGCUCCUGGUGUGACAGUUCCGUUCUACCUGACUCCGGCACCUGGGGAGAUCUAUGCUCCUAUGGUGAGUAUCCCGCCGGUUCCUCUUGUACCAGGGAAGACCCUGUCUCCUGGUCAGACCCUGCCGCCGUACUUGACCCCCGUUCCUGGACAAACGUUCGGUCCAGGUAUCGUACCUGGUCACACGCUGGCCCCAGGUCUGACGGUCCCUCUCUACCUGACGCCGGGCAUUGGCCAAACCUACGGUCCCAACACAUCGCCUGCAUCUACACCAGCGCCACUCAUUCCCGGAUACACUCUACCGUAUGGUCAGACUAUUCCUUCCUACAUCACUCCAGCUCCUGGGAACACUUUUGGUCCUGGAGUGGUCCCUGGUCACACCCUUGCACCUGGAAUGACCGUCCCCCCCUACCUGACUCCUUUACCAGGUUUCAUAUACGCACCAGACCCAACCGUCGCACCGGUCCCUCUGGUCCCUGGUCAUACUUUGUCCCCGGGACAGACUCUGCCUCCUGACCUCACCCCAGCUCCAGGCCAGACGUUUGGACCAGGUAUUCAGGCAGCCAGUGCCGCUUGUUCCUGGAUGGACCCUCUCACCUGGACAGACUUUACCACCCUUCAUCACCCCAGCACCUGGCAGCACAUUUGGACCCGAAAUCAAACCAGGGCAAACGUUGGCACCAGGAGUGACAGUACCCUCGUAUCUGACACCUGCUCCAGGUCAGAUAUACGCUCCCAACGCCACCCCGAAACCGGUUGCUCUUGUACCUGGCCGCACCUUAGCUCCGGGACAGACGCUUCCACCCUACAUCACCCCAGCGCUAGGCAGCACCUUUGGUCCCGGCAUAGUUCUUGGCUACACUCUGGCACCUGGUGUCACUGUUCCCCCCUACCUGACGCCAGCACCUGGACAGACAUACGGGCCUCACGCCACACCCCAGUCUGUGCCCCUUGUACCUGGCCACACCCUGGCUCCGGCCAGACCCUGCCUCCCUACCUCACACCUGCGCCAGGCUACACCUUCGGUGCAGGCAUCGUGCCUGGUCAGACCCUGGCGCCGGGUGUGACAGUACCCAGCUACCUGACCCCCCAGCCCGGCCAGACGUACGCCCCCAACACCACGCCUCCUCCUGCGGCGGUCAACAUCAACAUCGUUCCACCAAAGCUCAGUGGAUGUGUAUACAAGGGGGCGCUGUACCAGCAGGGUCAGAGGUGGACGGAUGGCUGUGACUAUUCCUGUGUCUGUGAAGACGGAACUUCAGGCCGCUACCGAUGCACACCCAAGUGUCUUAUUUUCGACAACUUAGACUCCCGCUGCAUCCUGGAAGACGACCCCAAUGACCCCUGCUGCAAGACCCCGGUAUGCCCAGCACUGCCCAAUGGUCAGGUCAUCACCGUGGUGGCCAACAUAGGUCAAGGGCUCACUGGCUACGGCCUGGCAUCCUAUCCCGUCGGGUCAGGCUCGGGGACACCCACCAUAUCCACGGGCGUGACGUCAGUUCCGAGCUUGAGCUCCAACACGUGUGUGUACAAAGGCAAGACGUACCAGCAGGACGCCAAGUGGGAAGAUGGCUGCCAGUACAUCUGUCAGUGCAUCGACGCUCAGUCAGGCUUCUUUACCUGCACUGACCUGUGCCCCAACUACCACAACCUCCCUUCCACCUGUCGUCUGAUCCCGGAUCCUAACAACAACUGCUGCCAGACUUACGUUUGUGACGUCGCUCUCACCACCGUCAGCAACCAGCUUCAAGGAGGUGUGCCGACACCGGCCUCGGGUGUAGAUUACUGCGUGUACAACAACCGCUACUACCGACAGGGCGAGGAGUGGCAGGACGGCUGUUCUCUGCGCUGUCGUUGUGAGGAUGCUGUCAACAAGUUCUACCAGUGCUCCGCCAGAUGCGCUUCCUUCUCUAACGUUCCGCUCGGCUGCACCCUGAUUCCGGACAUCAGGGAUCCUCAAUGCUGUAAGAUCCCGGAGUGCGACUCUGCUACAGGCGCCGGCGGGUCGCUCUCGGGUAUCACGUCACCACUUGGCAUCAUCGGCACCUACGCCAGCAACUCCCGCCCCACCAGCAUCGCCCUCUCAGCAACAUCGACAUACAAAAAUGCCUGUAUCUACAAGGGACACAUCUACACCCAGGGGCAGAGUUGGCAGGACGGCUGUGACUUGGACUGCGAGUGUACUAACGCAGCGGCUGGCGUUUAUACCUGUACGGACAGGUGUCCCCGAUACGCUGUCAUCCCCAGCGGGUGUCGGUUGGUGCCGGACCCGGUGGACAGCUGCUGCACCAAGGCGGAGUGCGCGCCCUCGUCCGCCACGUGCAGUGACGUGCUGGGCAACUGUUACAUGUACGGCAAGUACGCCUGCCAGGCGCCCUACGUGCAGUGGGCCCGCGACAACUGCCCCGCCUACUGCGGCUUCUGUGGUGCACAGACCACCCAGAACCCAGCCUACUGCACGGACAAGCUGCCCAACUGCAAUGACUACGGGACUCAGGCGUGUGUGGGGGCCUAUCAGCCGUGGGCGGAGUACAACUGUCCCCACUUCUGUGGCUACUGUGGGGGCUCAGGACCCGUCACCACCGCCAGCUCCGUCAUCGUCGUGGGCGGCGCCAAUGGGUCUGUCCAUCAGACAGGAGGAACUUGUCAAGACAAGCUGAGUGAUUGUCAGAACUAUGGAAAAGCAUCCUGCGUGGAUCCAUACCGAGCCUGGGCCAUCGAGAACUGCCCCAGCUUCUGUAACCUCUGUGCGGAGGCUGCUGCCAGCGGGAGCUCGGUGACAGGCGGUACACAAAGUUCUGGCCUGUUUGUGGGCUGCUACUACAACGGUCGCACGUACAAGCACGGGGAGGAGUGGCAAGAUGGCUGCGACUUCAACUGCACGUGCGUCAACGGACAGACAGGCUACUACCGCUGUGGAGCAAGGUGCCUGACCUACACCUUCCUACAGCCAGGCUGCCGACUGGAGAAGCCAGACAAUGAGUGCUGCUCAGUCCCCGUGUGUGACUCCAGCUUCGUGGUCCACGCACAGAAAGGCUGCCUGUACAAGAACGAGCUUCACCAGGCAGGCUCCACCUGGAAUGACGGUUGUGACUACACGUGCACCUGUAUAGAUGACAACACGGGCGAGUACCACUGCCAAGCCAGGUGUGUGCGCUGGCAGCUGCCGUCGGCCUGCACGCUGGUGGCACCUGUGGCAGGUAAAUGCUGCUCCACACCCAGCUGUCCUGCCGGCUAUACCAUCAACUAUCCCCCUGGCUAUGGCCCGGAGUAGGACUCACAGGACACUUCUUGCCUUCUGUACAAGGACUGUUGCAGAUGACUGAGCUCUGUAACUGAUGACAGUUGCUAGGAGACAAGGGUUUACUGUAUCGUCAAGACACUGUUGCUAUCAAGCUUGCAUGGACCGUACACGCGUCUACAA